Molecule: messenger RNA, 1323 nt
Organism: Fusarium graminearum PH-1
Lineage: Eukaryota; Fungi; Ascomycota; Sordariomycetes; Hypocreales; Nectriaceae
Exons: 2
Coding region: 1-1323 (440 amino acids)
Molecular function (GO): NAD+ binding
Source: RefSeq, a predicted model, not a curated record
AUGGGUCAGGAAGAGUCCUCCAUGGGCUACAGCGGCCCGCCCGUAACGCUCUCUGAGCGGAGCUUGGCCGCUGUCGCAGCGAGCAUCAAGUCGGGUCGCAGCAAGAAUAUUGUGGUUUUGACGGGCGCCGGUAUCUCGACUGCUGCUGGUAGUCUUUAUGCCAACCUUGCUCGUCUCAAUCUACCCUACGCCGAAGCCGUCUUCGAUAUCUCCUACUUUCGCGAGCACCCCGAGCCUUUCUACGUACUAGCAAACGAAUUAUAUCCUGGGAAAUUCCAUCCGACCGUAUCGCAUGCCUUCAUCGCUCUUCUCGCCCGCAAGAACCUCCUCCAGAUGCUCUUUACCCAGAAUAUCGAUUGUCUUGAGCGCGUAGCUGGAGUUCCUUCAGACAGAAUUAUUGAGGCCCAUGGAAGUUUCGCAAAGCAGCGCUGCAUUGAGUGCAAGGAAGAGUACCCGGGUGACAAGAUGAAGGAGCACGUCUUUGGAGGUAAGGUUCCUCAUUGCGACAAGGAAGGUUGCAAGGGACUUGUCAAGCCUGAUAUUGUCUUUUUUGGUGAACCUCUACCCAAGGCUUUCGACAACAAUACUUUCCAAGUCGCAAUGGCGGACCUGGUCUUGGUUGUUGGUACGAGUUUGAGUGUCUACCCAUUUGCCGCCCUUCCAGGUUUGGCGCAAGAGGGAAAGCCUCGUGUGCUCUUCAACAUGGAGCAGGUCGGUCAGCUUGGCAGUCGAUCUGACGAUGUUAUCGAACUGGGUGACUGCGACGCAGGUAUUCGCAAGUUCGCUGAUGAGCUUGGCUGGCGCGACGAGCUCGAGGCACUGUGGAGAGAGAUCGUAGGUGAUGCUGAGGCUGACAGACAGAACAGCGGUAGAGAGAAGGAGGCGGUGCAAGAUGAAGUUGAGCGCCUAGCAGCCGAGGUCGGAGCUGUUGUCAUCGACGAUGGCGAGGGUAAGGCUGAUGCCAAGCUCGAAGAUACGAAGAAGGAUGUGCUUUCGUAUAAUGCGCCUGCCAAGCUUGACGAAGAGAAACCCAAGACUGGACAUAACAUUUCAGAGCCCGCAGCUGACACUUCGUCUACAACGGCUACAGAGGACAAGACCAAGGAGUCACCAAAGACGGAGCAACUCAAGCCAGAGAAUCUCGAGAAAAUCGAGGCUGAGGCAACCAAAACAGAGUCAUUGGUCACAGAGCCCCCCAGAUCGCCCCCGUCAGAAGAACAAACAUCACAAACAGAGACGCAGACAGAGACUUCCAAGGAUGAGCCUACUGCUGAACCCACAGACUCCACUACUAAAGAAGGAGAGAGCAAAUCUACACUGUAA